Colletotrichum godetiae is the source of this 1357-nucleotide messenger RNA. RefSeq names its product ribosomal L28e protein family-domain-containing protein. The record is from RefSeq and is a predicted model, not a curated record. Gene Ontology annotation, biological process: maturation of 5.8S rRNA; maturation of LSU-rRNA. Gene Ontology annotation, cellular component: preribosome, large subunit precursor; nucleolus. The coding region runs from base 120 to 1241 and encodes 373 amino acids. Lineage: Eukaryota; Fungi; Ascomycota; Sordariomycetes; Glomerellales; Glomerellaceae. The transcript is spliced from 2 exons.
GAACGAACGAUUGAGCAGGUUGACGGACACUGUAGUUCCAAUUUGGAAGCUAUUGCAAUUCGUGACGUUCUAUUGGCCAGCCGGGCCGCUUUGCACCCGAGCUUAUCGCGAUAAGACACAUGCCCCUGCAACUUGCCCGUUGGAUGGAAUUUUUUUUUGUAGCGUCGAGAACGAGGAAAACCAACCUGGAAGCGCCCCGCCGCCUCGGUUUUCUUCCAGCACUCGACGUACGGCAAGACCUUUUUAACAACUCUCAACCUCGUCCAUUUUUGCCCAAAACCGCCACAAUGGCGUCCGACGAGAUUAUCUGGCAAAUCAUCAACCAGCAGUUCUGCAGUUUCAAACUCUCCACAGAGAAGAAGCAGACGUUUUGCAGAAACGAGAACAAUGUCACAGGUCUCUGCAACCGACAAUCAUGCCCGCUGGCAAACUCUCGCUAUGCCACCGUUCGACGCGCUCCGAACAAGGACACGCUGUACCUUUACAUGAAGACGAUCGAACGUGCGCAUAUGCCCUCGAAGCUAUGGGAGCGCAUCAAGCUACCCAACAACUACGCCAAGGCCCUGGAGAUGCUUGACGAGAAGCUCAUCUACUGGCCCAAGUUCCUCGUCCACAAGUGCAAGCAGCGUCUCACCCGUCUCACACAAGUCAACAUUCGCAUGCGGAAGAUCGCCGCCGAGGAGGAGCGCAUGGGCGAGAAGCUGGUACCGAAGAUGGCGCCCAAGAUCCGGCGUCGCGAGGAGGCCAGAGAGCGCAAGGCAGAGGCCGCCGCGAAGCUGGAGCGUACCAUUGAGCGCGAGCUAGUCGAGAGAUUACGUUCCGGCGCCUACGGCGACCAGCCCCUCAACGUCAGCGAGUCGAUCUGGAGGAGAGUCCUCAAUUCCAUGGAGAAGGAGGGCGCUGGCAAGCGUGAUAAGGACAUGGACCCUGGUAUGGAAUCGGAGCAAGAGGGUGAAGGAGAGGACGAGUCCGAGGACGACUUGGAGAAGGAGAUUGAGUACGUCUCCGACAUUGAGGAGAGUGAUGAGGAGCUCGAGGACAUUGAGGACUGGCUCGAGAGCGACGAUGAUGCCGAGGACGAUGACGAGGAGGAGGACGACGACUCUGAGGACAGCGACGAGGAAGCGGCUCGCAAGGCUGGCGACAAGCGGAAGCGCGGCCGGGCGGUCAAGAUGAACCAGAAGAGGCUGAAGCAGAAGCAGGAGGAGCGCCCCAAGAUUGCGGAGGAAUUGACCUGGUAAGAGGCUCGCAUGGAAUUCCAAUGGCGUCUGGCGCGGAUACCUUUACGGCUGAUUACGGGACGGAAAAUCAAAAACUGGGGGCAUUGUGCAUACUACCGUGUGUUGUGAUAUACCUA